GGAUCGCAGUAUGUUCUUAUCCUCCCCUCGUGGCCCCUGGACUGCCAGAGAAAAAAAGAUUUACUGUUACUGCUACUGGCUUGUAUAAUUCAUUUCUUGAUACUAAGAAGGCUUCGUUUGAAACAGUAAAACUGCACUUUGAAAGAGAAGAGGGAAGUCUCGGUGUAGAGAGGAUUGCAAGCUUUGUUCUUGGACUUAGAAGGGGGAAGCUGGGCAGGUAUCCUCCUUGGCCAGGAAAGAUUGUAAAUCCACCCAAAGACUUGAAGAAACCUCGUGGAAAGAAGUGCUUCUUUGUGAAGUUUUUUGGAACAGAAGAUCAUGCUUGGAUCAAGGUUGAACAGCUAAAACCAUAUCAUCCCCAUAAAGAGGAAAUGAUCAAGAUUAAUAAGGGUAAAAGAUUUCAGCAGGCUGUGGACGCUGUGGAGGAGUUUCUCAAAAAAGCCAAAAGCAAAGACCAGUCAUCCCAUAAUUCUGCUGAAGAGAAAAAUCGGCGUAAUUCCAGUGAAGAAAGAAGUAAGCAGAACUCAGGAGAUGAGAAACGAAAAGCUGGCCUAUCUGAAGGGAAAGUAAGGAAGAAUAUGGGAGAAGGAAAGAAGAGAGUAUCUUCAGCCUCUACAGAAAGAGGCUCCAAAUCACCUCUAAAAAGGGCCCAGGAACAGAGUCCCAGAAAACGAGGUCGCCCCCCAAAGGAUGAGAAGGACCUCACAAUCCCAGAAUCCAGUACAGUGAAAGGAAUGGUGGCAGGAACAAUGGCUGGGUUUAAAUGGCAACCAAGUGUAAGCGAGCCUGUAAAAGAUGGGGACCCACAUUUUCAUCACUUUCUUCUCAGCCAAACAGAGAAGCCAGCUGUCUGUUAUCAGGCGAUAACAAAGAAGUUAAAAGUAUGUGAAGAGGAAACCGGAUCCACAUCUAUCCAAGCAGCAGACAGCACAGCAGUGAAUGGCAGCAUCACUCCCACGGACAAAAAGAUAGGAUUUUUGGGCCUUGGCCUCAUGGGAAGUGGCAUUGUCUCCAACUUACUAAAAAUGGGUCAUACAGUCACUGUAUGGAACCGGACAGCAGAAAAAUGUGAUUUGUUCAUCCAGGAGGGGGCCCGGCUGGGAAGAACCCCCGCUGAAGUGGUCUCCACCUGUGACAUCACCUUCGCCUGUGUGUCGGAUCCCAAAGCAGCUAAGGACCUGGUGCUGGGCCCUAGUGGCGUGCUUCAAGGGAUCCGCCCUGGAAAAUGCUAUGUAGACAUGUCAACGGUGGAUGCAGACACGGUCACUGAAUUGGCCCAGGUGAUUGUGUCCAGGGGUGGUCGAUUUCUAGAAGCCCCCGUCUCAGGAAAUCAGCAGCUGUCUAAUGAUGGGAUGCUAGUGAUCUUAGCAGCGGGAGACAGGGGCUUAUAUGAAGACUGCAGCAGCUGCUUCCAGGCAAUGGGGAAGACCUCCUUCUUUCUAGGUGAGGUUGGGAAUGCAGCCAAGAUGAUGUUGAUUGUGAAUAUGGUCCAGGGAAGUUUCAUGGCUACCAUAGCUGAAGGACUGACGCUGGCCCAAGUGACAGGACAGUCUCAACAGACAUUGCUUGACAUCCUCAAUCAGGGACAACUGGCUAGCAUCUUCCUGGAUCAGAAGUGCCAAAAUAUUCUACAAGGGAACUUUAAACCUGAUUUCUACCUGAAGUAUAUCCAGAAGGAUCUCAGAUUAGCCAUUGCACUAGGUGAUUCUGUCAACCACCCAACUCCUAUGGCAGCUGCAGCAAAUGAGGUAUAUAAACGAGCCAAGGCACUGGACCAGUCUGACAAUGACAUGUCUGCUGUGUACCGAGCCUACAUACACUAAGCCCUGAGGCCCUAUCUUCCUUCUAAUCCCCAUUCCUCACAUGGGGUCAGGGUCCUGGGACUUAACUCUGGACCAGUCCAUCUGUCUCUGUUUCCUUUUAUACACAGACUUUGAAAAGAUUUGCCAUGAGUGCAGCUGCAGCAUCAGGCCUCCCCUGGGGGCUCAAGGAAAAGGGGGGAGGGGGUGGGAAAGGUGAUGUUGGAUUGUGAAAAACUAAUGAGCAGUCCUGCUGUGCACUUGCUGCCUGGAUCAGAAUGGUGGCCAUGUGUUCAGACAGGCCCUGCCCCCCACCUCCUUUGACCCCUAGAAGUGAUGCUGCCAGAAUCUGCUUGGCUUCUUUCUCCUUCCUGAGUUUGUCAGAGUCUGAGUUCCUCCUAGCAAAGGGGGCCAGAGCCCAUCUUCCCCUCUUUCAUUGGGGUUUUAAAGAAGCAGCCUCCAUAGUGUCCUAGUUGCGAAGUACGAGUUCCUCAUACUCUUGGGAAUGGCUCUUAUUCCUUUUGAUCCUACCCUAAUUUGCCUGGGAAUAUAGGCUGCUCCAUUGGGAGGCCACCUAGGUCUCCCAUGUCAGCACAUCCCCCAGGGAAGAGGACAAUGAGGUGGCACAGACCCCAGAAAGGGGCCUACAGUACCUCAGGCUACAAGCAACCAGUUGGAGAGCAUUUGGGUAUUUAAGCCACCAACAUUCUGAAAAAGAGAACUAGUAAACUAAUUCCUCCUUACAUGGUUUUAUGAACUGGAAAGAUUGCAGGUUUGAGUGAAGAACAGGCCCACCCCAACAUCACCAUCCCAUCACAGUAACUACCAUUGGCUCAGGCUGAAAUUGGAAUCCCUGGCCUUUAUGAGGCUACUGGAAGGGGUUUAUCCAAUGUAGAUGGGAUUUAGCCAUCACCAACCUGAUUUAGUGUUUGGAUUUGCAUUCUGGCCUGGGGGGGGGGGGGCAGUGAGCACACCAAUGAGAGAGCAGUGAGGUGUGUGUGGAAGAAUGACUCCUUUCUGUUUCCGUUAUGUCACAUGCUCUUCUGACUCCUUUUGGAGUCCUCUUGAUAUCCCCUUUAGACCCUUCCAUCUGUGUCCAUACAGAGAGCCCUGUUGUGCAUGCCACCACCUUUUUCUUCCUACCCAUCCCUGUCUUUGAAGAGACAGUGAGUGUCUUUUUACCUACUUUGACCCAGACCUAGCUUCCCUUGCCCUGGGUAACCAACACUGACCAAUCAUGGGAUCAGUUCUUAGUAAAGGAAUGAGUAAUUGCACUCCAGCCAGCAUCAUGUUCUUUGUGCCUCUGGGGCCACAAGGUCCCCUGUUUGGGGAAAGAGAAGACUUGACCUGAGAUGAGUCCUGACAAACUAGAAAGGUAAACCCAAGCCCAUCUUGGAGAUUCCUGUUUUCUCUUUGGGGAGGUUACCCGCAUGGGACUGAAGUGGUGCAUAAGAACAAGGAGAGGCUGUCAUCCCUGAAAUCCUAAAUCUACCUUCCCAUUUCUGUGGGUUGGUUUUCACAUAAAGCUUAAGGUUGAUAUUCGUGGGGGGAGGGAGGGGAGGAUUCAGUGACAGCUCUGUGGGUGUAGUUUGUUUUUGUUUUGUUUUUUUUUUCCAGCAUCUAGAGGUUUGUCCCUCUUUCCCCUUUAUCUCUUACAGCCUAGGUUUGAGAAAUGAAACUUGUGGAAGAAGAGGGGACACAGGGAAGAUGCAGUAUCAUUCUGGUCCAGAUGUUUGUUUCACUGGCAAUACUGACCUUAUCUCUGUCUCUGAACAUGCCAGUUCUGUUCCUGGCCAGGAUAGUGGGAGGGGUGGGGGGGAGGGAAGGGAGAAGCUCUGGAUCUGGGAGAUGCUGUAAUGAAACUGGCUAGUCAGUGUUGUCUUAAUAUUGUUGACAAUUCUGUAAAGGUCCUUUUUAUGACUUUGUUUUAGCUAUUUCGCUUUUGUUUUUGACUCCUUUUUAAAGAGAAAAUGUGACAUUUGUGAAAAGCCUGUAAGAAAAGCAGUUUUCCUUUUCCCUCUUUCAAUGACAAACCCUCUAGGUAAUUAAGGUUGUGAAUUUUUAUUUUUGCUUUGUUUUUUAAUUAACGUUUGUCAUUCAGAAUAGGAUUGUGUGAUAAUGUUUAAAUGGCGAAAUAAAAUGAUUUUGUGCAAUUAACAAAGCUACUGCAAGAAAAUAAAAACCUUUCUUGGUAAA
Vombatus ursinus (common wombat) is the source of this 3995-nucleotide messenger RNA. RefSeq names its product glyoxylate reductase 1 homolog (gene GLYR1). The transcript has 16 exons. NCBI's taxonomy places the organism in Eukaryota, Metazoa, Chordata, Mammalia, Diprotodontia, Vombatidae. Gene Ontology annotation, molecular function: NAD binding; oxidoreductase activity, acting on the CH-OH group of donors, NAD or NADP as acceptor; NADP binding. The record is from RefSeq and is a predicted model, not a curated record. The coding region runs from base 372 to 1823 and encodes 483 amino acids.